Messenger RNA from Gopherus evgoodei (Goodes thornscrub tortoise), 12365 nucleotides. RefSeq names its product mucin-2-like. The transcript has 28 exons. The record is from RefSeq and is a predicted model, not a curated record. NCBI's taxonomy places the organism in Eukaryota, Metazoa, Chordata, Testudines, Testudinidae. The coding region runs from base 1 to 11793 and encodes 3930 amino acids.
AUGAUACAAUUAUUUACUCCUAGUAAACCCUUCCUCUGCAAUCCGCCAUAUUCUUGGCAACAUCACCAUAUCGAUUCACAUUUCUCCCUCACAGUAACUAAGACCACAGAAACCCCAACAACGAAAAGUACCAGGAAAACAACACCAACCACAUCUGUCUCUACAACCUCCAAAACCACUGUGUCAAAAGAAUCCAGCCCAACCUCCUCAGCCAAAACAAGUCGAAGAAGCACAACUCUGACAAGGACCACAUCUUCCACCAAGUCUCCUGAAACCAGUACAACCGCCAUACCAAUGACACCCACAACCCUCACUCUCACCACGACUCCCUUCUCCACUACCUCACCAGAGAGCACAACAUCAAAGUCAACCCCGACCACUUCCACUACCACGCCCACCACAACCACCACACCAACUACACUCACAACCGUCACUCUGACGACGACGGCCCCGACCAGUACUUCUCCGGAGACCACCGCCUCUGAGUCCACCACCGCAAGCACCGUAAAAAUCACUACGCUGACGACAGUUUCUCCAUCUACUACGUCAACUAAGUCCACAACGCGAUCAACACCAACAGUAACUAAGACCACAGAAACCCCAACAACGAAAAGUACCAGGAAAACAACACCAACCACAUCUGUCUCUACAACCUCCAAAACCACUGCGUCAACAGAAUCCAGCCCAACCUCCUCAGCCAAAACAAGUCGAAGAAGCACAACUCUGACAAGGACCACAUCUUCCACCAAGUCUCCUGAAACCAGUACAACCGCCAUACCAACGACACCCACAACCCUCACUCUCACCACGACUCCCUUCUCCACUACCUCACCAGAGAGCACAACAUCAAAGUCAACCCCGACCACUUCCACUACAUUUACCACGCCCACCACAACCACCACACCAACUACACUCACAACCGUCACUCUGACGACGACAGCCCCGACCAGUACUUCUCCGGAGACCACCGCCUCUGAGUCCACCACCGCAAGCACCGUAAAAAUCACUACGCUGACGACAGUUUCUCCAUCUACUACGUCAACUAAGUCCACAACGCGAUCAACACCAACAGUAACUAAGACCGCAGAAACCCCAACAACGAGAAGUACCAGGAAAACAACACCAACCACAUCUGUCUCUACAACCUCCAAAACCACUGCGUCAACAGAAUCCAGCCCAACCUCCUCAGCCAAAACAAGUCGAAGAAGCACAACUCUGACAAGGACCACAUCUUCCACCAAGUCUCCUGAAACCAGUACAACCGCCAUACCAACUACACCCACAACCCUCACUCUCACCACGACUCCCUUCUCCACUACCUCACCAGAGACCACAACAUCAAAGUCAACCCCUACCACUUCCACUACCACACCCACCACAACCACCACACCAACUACACUCACAACCGUCACUCUGACGACGACAGCCCCGACCAGUACUUCUCCGGAGACCACCGCCUCUGAGUCCACCACCGCAAGCACCGUAAAAAUCACUACGCUGACGACAGUUUCUCCAUCUACUACGUCAACUAAGUCCACAACGCGAUCAACACCAACAGUAACUAAGACCACAGAAACCCCAACAACGAAAAGUACCAGGAAAACAACACCAACCACAUCUGUCUCUACAACCUCCAAAACCACUGCGUCAACAGAAUCCAGCCCAACCUCCUCAGCCAAAACAAGUCGAAGAAGCACAACUCUGACAAGGACCACAUCUUCCACCAAGUCUCCUGAAACCAGUACAACCGCCAUACCAACGACACCCACAACCCUCACUCUCACCACGACUCCCUUCUCCACUACCUCACCAGAGAGCACAACAUCAAAGUCAACCCCGACCACUUCCACUACAUUUACCACGCCCACCACAACCACCACACCAACUACACUCACAACCGUCACUCUGACGACGACAGCCCCGACCAGUACUUCUCCGGAGACCACCGCCUCUGAGUCCACCACCGCAAGCACCGUAAAAAUCACUACGCUGACGACAGUUUCUCCAUCUACUACGUCAACUAAGUCCACAACGCGAUCAACACCAACAGUAACUAAGACCGCAGAAACCCCAACAACGAGAAGUACCAGGAAAACAACACCAACCACAUCUGUCUCUACAACCUCCAAAACCACUGCGUCAACAGAAUCCAGCCCAACCUCCUCAGCCAAAACAAGUCGAAGAAGCACAACUCUGACAAGGACCACAUCUUCCACCAAGUCUCCUGAAACCAGUACAACCGCCAUACCAACUACACCCACAACCCUCACUCUCACCACGACUCCCUUCUCCACUACCUCACCAGAGACCACAACAUCAAAGUCAACCCCUACCACUUCCACUACCACACCCACCACAACCACCACACCAACUACACUCACAACCGUCACUCUGACGACGACAGCCCCGACCAGUACUUCUCCGGAGACCACCGCCUCUGAGUCCACCACCGCAAGCACCGUAAAAAUCACUACGCUGACGACAGUUUCUCCAUCUACUACGUCAACUAAGUCCACAACGCGAUCAACACCAACAGUAACUAAGACCACAGAAACCCCAACAACGAAAAGUACCAGGAAAACAACACCAACCACAUCUGUCUCUACAACCUCCAAAACCACUGCGUCAACAGAAUCCAGCCCAACCUCCUCAGCCAAAACAAGUCGAAGAAGCACAACUCUGACAAGGACCACAUCUUCCACCAAGUCUCCUGAAACCAGUACAACCGCCAUACCAACGACACCCACAACCCUCACUCUCACCACGACUCCCUUCUCCACUACCUCACCAGAGAGCACAACAUCAAAGUCAACCCCGACCACUUCCACUACAUUUACCACGCCCACCACAACCACCACACCAACUACACUCACAACCGUCACUCUGACGACGACAGCCCCGACCAGUACUUCUCCGGAGACCACCGCCUCUGAGUCCACCACCGCAAGCACCGUAAAAAUCACUACGCUGACGACAGUUUCUCCAUCUACUACGUCAACUAAGUCCACAACGCGAUCAACACCAACAGUAACUAAGACCGCAGAAACCCCAACAACGAGAAGUACCAGGAAAACAACACCAACCACAUCUGUCUCUACAACCUCCAAAACCACUGCGUCAACAGAAUCCAGCCCAACCUCCUCAGCCAAAACAAGUCGAAGAAGCACAACUCUGACAAGGACCACAUCUUCCACCAAGUCUCCUGAAACCAGUACAACCGCCAUACCAACUACACCCACAACCCUCACUCUCACCACGACUCCCUUCUCCACUACCUCACCAGAGACCACAACAUCAAAGUCAACCCCUACCACUUCCACUACCACACCCACCACAACCACCACACCAACUACACUCACAACCGUCACUCUGACGACGACAGCCCCGACCAGUACUUCUCCGGAGACCACCGCCUCUGAGUCCACCACCGCAAGCACCGUAAAAAUCACUACGCUGACGACAGUUUCUCCAUCUACUACGUCAACUAAGUCCACAACGCGAUCAACACCAACAGUAACUAAGACCACAGAAACCCCAACAACGAAAAGUACCAGGAAAACAACACCAACCACAUCUGUCUCUACAACCUCCAAAACCACUGCGUCAACAGAAUCCAGCCCAACCUCCUCAGCCAAAACAAGUCGAAGAAGCACAACUCUGACAAGGACCACAUCUUCCACCAAGUCUCCUGAAACCAGUACAACCGCCAUACCAACGACACCCACAACCCUCACUCUCACCACGACUCCCUUCUCCACUACCUCACCAGAGAGCACAACAUCAAAGUCAACCCCGACCACUUCCUCUACCACGCCCACCACAACCACCACACCAACUACACUCACAACCGUCACUCUGACGACGACAGCCCCGACCAGUACUUCUCCGGAGACCACCGCCUCUGAGUCCACCACCGCAAGCACCGUAAAAAUCACUACGCUGACGACAGUUUCUCCAUCUACUACGUCAACUAAGUCCACAACGCGAUCAACACCAACAGUAACUAAGACCACAGAAACCCCAACAACGAAAAGUACCAGGAAAACAACACCAACCACAUCUGUCUCUACAACCUCCAAAACCACUGCGUCAACAGAAUCCAGCCCAACCUCCUCAGCCAAAACAAGUCGAAGAAGCACAACUCUGACAAGGACCACAUCUUCCACCAAGUCUCCUGAAACCAGUACAACCGCCAUACCAACGACACCCACAACCCUCACUCUCACCACGACUCCCUUCUCCACUACCUCACCAGAGAGCACAACAUCAAAGUCAACCCCGACCACUUCCUCUACCACGCCCACCACAACCACCACACCAACUACACUCACAACCGUCACUCUGACGACGACAGCCCCGACCAGUACUUCUCCGGAGACCACCGCCUCUGAGUCCACCACCGCAAGCACCGUAAAAAUCACUACGCUGACGACAGUUUCUCCAUCUACUACGUCAACUAAGUCCACAACGCGAUCAACACCAACAGUAACUAAGACCACAGAAACCCCAACAACGAAAAGUACCAGGAAAACAACACCAACCACAUCUGUCUCUACAACCUCCAGAACCACUGCGUCAACAGAAUCCAGCCCAACCUCCUCAGCCAAAACAAGUCGAAGAAGCACAACUCUGACAAGGACCACAUCUUCCACCAAGUCUCCUGAAACCAGUACAACCGCCAUACCAACGACACCCACAACCCUCACUCUCACCACGACUCUCUUCUCCACUACCUCACCAGAGAGCACAACAUCAAAGUCAACCCCGACCACUUCCACUACAUUUACCACGCCCACCACAACCACCACACCAACUACACUCACAACCGUCACUCUGACGACGACAGCCCCGACCAGUACUUCUCCGGAGACCACCGCGUCUGAGUCCACCUCCGCAAGCACCGUAAAAAUCACUACGCUGACGACAGUUUCUCCAUCUACUACGUCAACUAAGUCCACAACGCGAUCAACACCAACAGUAACUAAGACCACAGAAACCCCAACAACGAAAAGUACCAGGAAAACAACACCAACCACAUCUGUCUCUACAACCUCCAAAACCACUGCGUCAACAGAAUCCAGCCCAACCUCCUCAGCCAAAACAAGUCGAAGAAGCACAACUCUGACAAGGACCACAUCUUCCACCAAGUCUCCUGAAACCAGUACAACCGCCAUACCAACGACACCCACAACCCUCACUCUCACCACGACUCCCUUCUCCACUACCUCACCAGAGAGCACAACAUCAAAGUCAACCCCGACCACUUCCUCUACCACGCCCACCACAACCACCACACCAACUACACUCACAACCGUCACUCUGACGACGACAGCCCCGACCAGUACUUCUCCGGAGACCACCGCCUCUGAGUCCACCACCGCAAGCACCGUAAAAAUCACUACGCUGACGACAGUUUCUCCAUCUACUACGUCAACUAAGUCCACAACGCGAUCAACACCAACAGUAACUAAGACCACAGAAACCCCAACAACGAAAAGUACCAGGAAAACAACACCAACCACAUCUGUCUCUACAACCUCCAGAACCACUGCGUCAACAGAAUCCAGCCCAACCUCCUCAGCCAAAACAAGUCGAAGAAGCACAACUCUGACAAGGACCACAUCUUCCACCAAGUCUCCUGAAACCAGUACAACCGCCAUACCAACGACACCCACAACCCUCACUCUCACCACGACUCUCUUCUCCACUACCUCACCAGAGAGCACAACAUCAAAGUCAACCCCGACCACUUCCACUACAUUUACCACGCCCACCACAACCACCACACCAACUACACUCACAACCGUCACUCUGACGACGACAGCCCCGACCAGUACUUCUCCGGAGACCACCGCGUCUGAGUCCACCUCCGCAAGCACCGUAAAAAUCACUACGCUGACGACAGUUUCUCCAUCUACUACGUCAACUAAGUCCACAACGCGAUCAACACCAACAGUAACUAAGACCACAGAAACCCCAACAACGAAAAGUACCAGGAAAACAACACCAACCACAUCUGUCUCUACAACCUCCAAAACCACUGCGUCAACAGAAUCCAGCCCAACCUCCUCAGCCAAAACAAGUCGAAGAAGCACAACUCUGACAAGGACCACAUCUUCCACCAAGUCUCCUGAAACCAGUACAACCGCCAUACCAACGACACCCACAACCCUCACUCUCACCACGACUCCCUUCUCCACUACCUCACCAGAGAGCACAACAUCAAAGUCAACCCCGACCACUUCCUCUACCACGCCCACCACAACCACCACACCAACUACACUCACAACCGUCACUCUGACGACGACAGCCCCGACCAGUACUUCUCCGGAGACCACCGCCUCUGAGUCCACCACCGCAAGCACCGUAAAAAUCACUACGCUGACGACAGUUUCUCCAUCUACUACGUCAACUAAGUCCACAACGCGAUCAACACCAACAGUAACUAAGACCACAGAAACCCCAACAACGAAAAGUACCAGGAAAACAACACCAACCACAUCUGUCUCUACAACCUCCAGAACCACUGCGUCAACAGAAUCCAGCCCAACCUCCUCAGCCAAAACAAGUCGAAGAAGCACAACUCUGACAAGGACCACAUCUUCCACCAAGUCUCCUGAAACCAGUACAACCGCCAUACCAACGACACCCACAACCCUCACUCUCACCACGACUCUCUUCUCCACUACCUCACCAGAGAGCACAACAUCAAAGUCAACCCCGACCACUUCCACUACAUUUACCACGCCCACCACAACCACCACACCAACUACACUCACAACCGUCACUCUGACGACGACAGCCCCGACCAGUACUUCUCCGGAGACCACCGCGUCUGAGUCCACCUCCGCAAGCACCGUAAAAAUCACUACGCUGACGACAGUUUCUCCAUCUACUACGUCAACUAAGUCCACAACGCGAUCAACACCAACAGUAACUAAGACCGCAGAAAUCCCAACAACGAGAAGUACCAGGAAGACAACACCAACCACAUCUGUCUCUACAACCUCCAAAACCACUGUGUCAACAGAAUCCAGCCCAACCUCCUCAGCCAAAACAAGUCGAAGAAGCACAACUCUGACAAAGACUACAUCUUCCACCAAGUCUACUGAAACCAGUACAACCGCCAUACCAACUACACCCACAACCCUCACUCUCACCACGACUCCCUUCUCCAUUAGCUCACCAGAGACCACAACAUCAAAGUCAACCCCUACCACUUCCACUACCUUUACCACGCCCACCACAACCACCACAUCAACUACACUCACAACCGUCACUCUGACGACGACGGCCCCGACUAGUACUUCUCCGGAGACCACCGCAUCUGAGUCCACCACCGCAAGCACAGUAAAAAUAACUACGCUGACGACAGUUUCUCCAACUACUACGUCAACUAAGUCCACAACUGGGGCAACACCAACAGGAAAAGAGCCUACGAUACCUACUACUCCAUCCUCACCUGUAACUAAGACCACAGAAACCCCAACAACGAGAAGUACCAGGAAAACAACACCAACCACAUCUGUCUCUACAACAUCCAAAACCACUGCGUCAACAGAAUCCAGCCCAACCUCCUCAGCCAAAACAAGUCGAAGAAGCACAACUCUGACAAGGGCCACAUCUUCCACCAAGUCUCCUGAAACCAGUACAACCGCCAUACCAACGACACCCACAACCCUCACUCUCACCACGACUCCAUUCUCCACUAGCUCACCAGCGAGCACAACAUCAAAGUCAACCCCUACCACAUUUACCACGCCCACCACAACCACCACACCAACUACACUCACAACUGUCACUCUGACGACGACAGCCCCGACCAGUACUUCUCCGGAGACCACCACGUCUGAGUCCACGACCGCAAGCACCGUAAAAAUAACUACGCUGACGACAGUUUCUCCAUCUACUACGUCAACUAAGUCCACAACGCGAUCAACACCAACAGUUACUAAGACCGCGGAAACCCCAACAACGAGAAGUACCAGGAAAACAACACCAACCACAUCUGUCUCUACAACCUCCAAAACCACUGCGACAACAGAAUCCAGCCCAACCUCCUCAGCCAAAACAAGUCGAAGAAGCACAACUCUGACAAGGACUACAUCUUCCACCAAGUCUACUGAAACCAGUACAACCGCCAUACCAACUACACCCACAACCCUCACUCUCACUACGACUCCCUUCUCCACUAGCUCACCAGAGACCACAACAUCAAAGUCAACCCCUACCACUUCCACUACCUUUACCACGCCCACCACAACCACCACACCAACUACACUCACAACCGUCACUCUGACGACGAUGGCCCCGACCAGUACUUCUCCGGAGACGACCCCAUCUGAGUCCACCACCUCAAGCACCGUAAAAAUAACUACGCUGAUGACAGUUUCUCCAACUACUGUGUCAACUAAGUCCACAAUGCGACCAACACCAACAGUAACUAAGACCGCAGAAAUCCCAACAACGAGAAGUACCAGGAAGACAACACCAGCCACAUCUGUCUCUACAACCUCCAAAACCACUGCGUCAACAGAAUCCAGCCCAACCUCCUCAGCCAAAACAAGUCGAAGAAGCACAACUCUGACAAGGACUAUAUCUUCCACCAAGUCUUCUGAAUCCAGUACAACCGCCAUACCAACUACACCCACAACCCUCACUCUCACCACGACUCCCUUCUCCACUAGCUCACCAGAGACCACAACAUCAAAGUCAACCCCUACCACUUCCACUACCUUUACCACUCCCACCACAACCACCACACCAACUACACUCACAACCGUCACUCUGACAACGACGGCCCCGACCAGUACUUCUCCGGAGACCACCACGUCUGAGUCCACCACCGCAAGCACCGUAAAAAUAACUACGCUGACGACAGUUUCUCCAACUACUACGUCAACUAAGUCCACAACGCGAUCAACACCAACAGUAAUUAAGACCGCAGAAACCCCAACAACGAGAAGUACCAGGAAAACAACACCAACCACAUCGGUCUCUACAACCUCCAAAAUCACUGCGUCAACAGAAUCCAGCCCAACCUCCUCAGCCAAAACAAGUCAAAGAAGCACAACUCUGACAAGGACUAUAUCUUCCACCAAGUCUUCUAAAACCAGUACAACCACCAUACCAACUACACCCACAACCCUCACUCUCACCACGACUCCCUUCUCCACUAGCUCACCAGAGACCACAACAUCAAAGUCAUCCCCUACCACUUCCACUACCUUUACCACUCCCACAACAACCACCACACCAACUACAUUCACAACCGUCACUCUGACGACGAAGGCCCCGACCAGUACUUCUCCGGAGACCACCGCAUCUGAGUCCACCACUGCAAGCACUGUAAAAACAACUACACUGACGACAGUUUCUCCAACUACUACGUCAACUAAGUCCACAACAGGAGCAACACCAACAGGAAAAGAGCCAACAAUACCUACUACUCUAUUCUCACCUGUAACUAAGACUGCAGAAACCCCAACAACGAGAAGUACCAGGAAAACAACACCAACCACAUCUGUCUCUACAACCUCCAAAACCACUGCGUCAACAGAAUCAAGCCCAACCUCCUCACCAAAAACAAUUCUAAGAAGCACCUCAUCACCAAAAACUGCUCCAAUAAUUAUUAUGACAACAACUAUGCCUUCCACCAAGUCUACGGUAACCAGGACAACCGCCACACCAACUAAACCCACAACCCUCUCUUUCACCACGACUACCUUGUCCACUAUCUCACCAGAGAGCACAACAUCAAAAUCAACCUCUACCAUUUCCACUACCUUUACCAUGCCUAUCGCAACCACCACACCAUCUACACUCACAACCGUCACACUGACGACGACGGCCCCGACCAGUAUUUCACCGGAGAGCACCGCAGCUGAGUCCACUACCACAAGUACUGUAAAAACAACUACUUUGACAACAGUUUCUCCAACGUCAGCUAAGUCCACAACUAAGUCAACACCAACAGUAACAAAGGCCAUACGAACCACACCACCACAAAGAACCACCCCCAGAAGUACGACGAAAACGUCACCAACCUCAUCAGUCUCCACAACAUCCAAAACCACUGCAUCAACAGAGUCCACUUCAACCUCCAUACCAAAAACUAGGCUGAUAACAACAUCUCUGACGACUACUCCUUCCACUACGUCUACUCAGUCCAGCACAACCGCCACACCAACUGCACCCACAGCCAUCACCUUGACAACAAUUACCUUGACCACUAGUUCAGCGAAGAGCACCACCUCAGAGUUCACCUCCACCCAAAACACUACUUUUACCACCACAAAAACCACAACGCUGACAUCCCCUACCACUUCCAUUACCUCUACCAAGUCCAGCACAACCACCACACCAACUACACCCACGACUGUCACUCUGACAACGGCCUCAGCCAGUACUUCAACAAAGAGCACCACAUCAGAGUCCACUAGUCCGAGUAGUGCAAAAACAUCUACACUGACGACAGUUUCUCCAACUACUAAGUCAACUAAGUCCACAACGGGAACACCACCAACAGUAACAAAGACUAUAGAAAGCACACCACCACAAAGAACUACUCCCAUCAGUACGACGAAAACAACACCAAUAACAUCUGUCUCUACAACAUCCAAAACCACUAUUUCUACAGAGUCCACUCCAACCUCCUCACCAAAAACUAGGCUGGUAACCACAACUCUGACAACGUCUACUCCUUCUACUACAUCUAUGGUGUCCAGCACAACUGCCACACCAACUACACCCACAACCGUCACUCUGACUACCUCAACCACUAGUUCAGCGGAGACCACCAUAUCAAAGUCCACCUCUCCGCAGACCAUUACCUCUACCACCACAAAAACCACAUCACUGACAACCCCUACACCUUCCAUUACCUCUACCACAUCCAGCACAACCACCACCCCAACUACACUCACAUCUAUCACUCUGACGACAAUGGUCCCUACAGCUAGGUCAACAUCAGAGUCCAUCACCCCAAGCACCAUAAAAGCCACAACACUGACAGGAAUUUCUUCUACUCCUAUUUCAACUAAAUCCACAAUGAGGACAACACCAACACCAACAGUAAUAAAGUCAACUAGAAAAACCACAACUUCCAGUUCUUCUAUUAAAUCCACUACAAGCACUUCAUCAACAACUGCUCCAAUCUCUACCUCAACAGAAUUUUCAACAUUGGAAUCCACCACUCUGCCUAAUGCCACUACCUCAAUCACCAAAAAACCGACAUCAAAAAUGACUACUCCCACAUUUACGGCUUCGACACUCACUAUGAUAACAUCCACAACUCCGAAAACCACAACCAUCAAAAUCACAACUUUUUCAACUACUCCAACUAGUUCAUCAACUGAAACAGCCACAGUCAAAUCAACUACAUACAUAACACCAACCACAACAAAAACCACAGCUCUAGUCAAUGAAACAACUAUGGCUUCUACUGCAUUUACUACAAGCUUUCACCUCCCUGGCACACUGUCUACUUUACUAACUACAACACCGUCAAAAGAACGUUGUAGAGAGAUUGAAUAUGAGGAGCAAGUGACUUACAAAGGUUGUAUUACAAAUGUCACCUUGACCCGCUGUGAAGGAAUGUGUCCAUCUUCAGCAAAGCUAAAUAUCGCAAAGAUGAUGGUAGAUGUGGAAUGUGGCUGUUGUAUGCCAGUCACACUGCAUAAAAAGGAACUGAAAAUGCCUUGCCCAGACCCAGAUCACCCUGGAAAGAGGCUCGUUAUGGAGAUAAUCAUAUUUGGUGGCUGCGUAUGUAACUACGAUGGCUGCACACACUAGCUGGGCUUUUCAAACAGUAUCAAAACAUUUUUUUUUUAAAUGAAAUUACACGGUAACAAUUUACAACAUUUCAAACAAUGACAGUUCAUUAGUAUGACCUCUCUUAUGUCUGCUUCUGCUGAUUACAUGGGCCAGCUUUGUAGGGAGGCAACCAGGGUAGUUAUCUAGAAUGCAGAUAACUAUAGUAUUAAAAUGAUGUGAAUAAUUUAUUUCUAAAUUAGGGGAAGUAAGGAAAGAUCCAGUAGUGUCUGGCUUGCUCAAGACACUAUUUAACCAAAUGCUAAAAGCUGGCCUGACUGAUUAUGUACUAUAUAAUACUAAUUGGGGUUUUGCUCUUUCAAAUAAAAUGUGAUGACCUGCUAAUUCUUUACAUCUGUGUUAAGUGACAAUUGGGUUAGAAUGCGCUUUCUACUGUAAACAGCUGCAGUGUUUCUGUAAAUUCAUAAAAUGAUAUGUUAAUCCAUAGAAUGCUAGCCAAUGUCUAAGUGGAUGACAUCUGAAAAGAGUAACUAGGGCCUGGUCCACACUACACAGUUAAAUCAAUUUAACCAGCGUUAAAUCGAUUUAACGCU